CUAUAAUAUCCAGGUGUAUACGUCAAACAGGCGCAGAGCUUGGAGAAGAGAAGAGAAAGCAGACAGGUGCCAGAGGAACAGAUAUUUAGGACAUAAUGACAUCAUCCAAUCCAACAACCAACCUCGGAAUGUACGAGACCACACUCAAUCCUUUCCCACAAAGCAACUCCAUGGCUCCUGGGCCUCAACAACUUCCCGGUUUCAUAAACCUAGGAAACCAGGUUCAUCGUGGUACACCUCCAUUCAUUCCUUCUCUUGGAGCCUUUACUACCUACCAGCAGGGUCAAGGAAAUAUACAAAUGGCAAAUCCAGCCACAGGAAUACCAAUCACCAAGCUUAAAGAAGAAGCAAAGAUACUAGGGGCAAUACAGAUUGUGAUUGGAGUGAUGCACAUUGGCUUUGGGAUUAUUUUGGGUUUGAUGAACAUCGUGUACAGAGGAGUUUUGGGUUUUGGCUCCUUGACUUUUAUUAGCGGAUAUCCAUUCUGGGGUGGUGUCUCUUUCAUUAUUGCUGGUGCUCUCUCCAUAUCUGCAGCCAAGCAGAGCAUCUCUUCCCUGAUUAAGAGCAGUUUAGGACUGAAUAUUGUUGGUGCAAUCUUUGCCUUCAUUGGUGUGAUUCUGUUGCUGGUGGAUGUGAGCAUAAAUGGGACACCUAGCCAAGACUACUGGGCAGUGCUUUCUGGGAAAGGAAUUUCAGGCAUUCUCAUUAUCUUCUCUAUCUUGGAGUUCUGCAUAAAUUGUACCACAGUCCAUUUUGCCAGCCAAGCAACUACCAACACCAACCAGCAGCCUGUCCUGGUUAUUCCAAAUGUGUAUGCAACCAGUCCCUAGACCCCAGGGUCUUCCUCAGUUCCUCCCAGAAAUGAUGGCCCCAUGGCUUAUACCACUAGAUAUUUUUUUUUAAAAAAAAAAAGGAGCAUCGUGUAAUGUCAUGGGGUUAAACUACUCUACAGAAACUUCCUGCGAAUCUGGCCUCUACUGUCUACAAUAAUUGCUAAUCUUUAAAGAAUGUGCUUCAGAUUUGUCUUUAGUUUGUUAAUGAUAACUGUAUGUAUCAUUGGCAAAGGUGAAGGAUUAGAAGACAGAAAGUAACUCUGCAAUUCUCUUAAAGAAAACUUCCUGUUAAUGUUACCCUUUCCUCAAUAAAAUGUUACCAGGAACAUAAA
Manis pentadactyla (Chinese pangolin) is the source of this 1165-nucleotide messenger RNA. RefSeq names its product membrane spanning 4-domains A12 (gene MS4A12). Gene Ontology annotation, cellular component: plasma membrane. The record is from RefSeq and is a predicted model, not a curated record. NCBI's taxonomy places the organism in Eukaryota, Metazoa, Chordata, Mammalia, Pholidota, Manidae. Gene Ontology annotation, biological process: cell surface receptor signaling pathway. The transcript is spliced from 7 exons. Bases 96 to 830 code for a protein of 244 amino acids.